This is a messenger RNA of Punica granatum (pomegranate), 1609 nucleotides long. The record is from RefSeq and is a predicted model, not a curated record. NCBI's taxonomy places the organism in Eukaryota, Viridiplantae, Streptophyta, Magnoliopsida, Myrtales, Lythraceae.
UUCCGGAUAAAAUUAAUGAUUUUGCUUACUGGGUAUUUGUGUUUUCUGUUUCUUGAGCUUUGUUUCAUCGGUUUCUUCAUAGUUCAGGAGCUUGCUUGCUUGUUGAGCUAUGGUGCCUCGGGUUUGGGUUAAUGUCUCCAUUUCUGCCUCUGGUUUUAGUUGUCUCGUGUUCUUAGUGAGAUUCUUGGCGGGUCAGAAGAUCGGGUAGUGCUUAAUCUGGUAGUUCUAUCAGUGUAUUUUCAGAAUCUUCUCAGCUUCUGGUGGACAGCUAAACAGCCGGUUUUUUCCCAAAAGUUGCUGCCGGUGGAAGAAUUAUUGGUAGAAAGGGUAUACCAAUUUACCUGUGAAGCCCUGUUUCAGUCCGAGAAUGAAAGUGGUUUAGUAAGAAAAUUUCUUGUAUCGGUUCUUCUGGCAUGAUGGACCCAUAUUCGGUUAGCUGUGAAAUGUCUAUUGGAAAUUCAACCAUCUCUCAGGGUGAGCAGUCCAAGAAUUUGAGCUUGAAAACGGGAAUAGUGCCUCUUCAAACUUCUUGCAAUUAUAAGCAGACGAUGACCUCUCAGUUUCAAGAUCAGGAGUCCUCAUCGACUCAGUCAACAGGCCAGUCUUAUUCUUACCCCGAAAUGCACCAAAAUGAUGAACUCAAUCGAUCAGGACAAGCUGCUGUUUCCGUGCAAACAGAAUGUAAUGCCAGUGAUCAGAAGUCUAUGGAAGGACAGGUGGAUUCAGCCGUUUCAGUGAUAUCCCAAGAGACAUUAUUUUCUCUGCCGCAGCUUGAUUCCAGACAGUCGCUUGUGUGCCCUCCUCUUCACAAUGCUGAACUGUAUUUCAGCGGCUUAAUGGCUAAUUAUGGGCCCCACCAAACUAUGCAGGUCCUGCACCCGAAUCUUAUGGGAAUGGGUCACCCUCGGGUUCCUCUGUCGUUCGAUCCAAUGAAAAACGAACCCAUUUAUGUCAACCCAAAACAGUAUCAUGCGAUUCUAAGGAGAAGGCAGCACCGUGCAAAGCUCAAGGCUCAGAGCAAACUCUCCAAAGAUCGAAAGCCAUAUCUUCAUGAGUCUCGGCAUCUUCAUGCAAUAAGAAGGCUUAGAGGAUCCGGCGGGCAGUUUCUCUCCACAAAGAAGCAUCAAGAAGAAUCAAGCCAACCUGCCUCGACAAUUGGAGGAUCAAAAAGUAGAGACAGCCAGACAUCGGUUAACAGAGACGUGGGCUCCACCAGAUCAUGCUCCGACGUGACAGCUGAGUAUAUAUUCCCAAACUCGAACUCGAGGUUCCCGGGUUAUGUGAGUGGCUCUUCUGCGAAUGGCCACAAGUGGUUACUCUGAUGUCAACCGGUUCGCCAGCAGGUUCAAUUCCAGAAGGAAUUGCUGCCGGUGAUCCCUGGGAAGUCAUCCUUGGCUCUUGUUAUUUUUCCUAAUUUGAAUGCAUCUUUUGUAAUGUUCCAUCAAUUAUGGUAGACCGUCAACAAUACGCACUCAGAACAGAGGCUUGUUUCGGGUUGAGUACACUAGAUUCAAAUUCAUGCUUAUUUCGAACAUUCGUUGGGCUUUCGUACCAAAAGAUAGUCAUCAAGGGCACGAGCCGCAAUUGAACCUGGACUCUUUGGUUUCUA